AUGAAUUGUGCCACGUGCAAAGUGAAUAAAAUAGGUCCGAAGACCACUCCAUUCGGAGGCUAUCUGUGCGGUAAUGAGCAUAUGCAAUGCGUGGAUUGCAAUGAUCGCACCGAUGGCCAGUGCGGUAUUUGUGAGGAGCACACCUUCUUUGUUCAGAUGAACUUCAAUCACCGCAACAGGAACACAUCGCCCAUGACCCGAAAUUUUCCUAUCUCUGGGCAGAUGCCCACAGCACCAAGUAUAGACGUGAAAAGCCAUCCAGUUACUACUGCUACACUUGAAUCAGCCUCAUCAUGCAUUUUUCCGAAAGCAUUCUUCAACGACAUGGAGACCCAGUCUAGUAUUUCGCAGGAGCAGUUGAGUAUGCAUGAGUCGCAUGAUUCCAUGAGCGAAGACCAAAGUGAAACGGAUGAUGUGCAAAUUUUGCCUUCACAAUAUCGAGCGCCAACACCAAGUCACACUUUUGAUGGUAUCCCAACUGCAACAGCGACGGGGGCUGCCACCGGCACAGCUGCUGCAUCGUUGUCUCCUUCCUACACACCAAUGUCUUUGUCCAUGUCGAUACCCAUGUCUAUGAAUCAGUACCUACCAAACGCACAGGAGCGUAUUCAAAUGGAUACGUUAUUCUUCGGCAGUAAUCAUCAACCACAGUCGGCUUCGAAUUUCACAUUUCAAUUUCUAACUGAAAACGGUUUCAUGCGCCUAAUGCAGGCGCGCGAUUCAUUGGAAGUUAUAGAAGCACCUAAAAGCAUACAACUAACAACUGAGCAUACAAAUCUCUGCGGCACUUCGUGUGACGGUGCCUGUGGACCUGGUGUGGAGAGAACGAAAGAAAGUGUGGGGGCUGACGAGACGGAGGACGUAAUACAUACUUCAGAGAUCCGUUUUAUGGAGUCAACUGAAAGUAUGAAAAACUACUUCUCCGGUGGUACAAUCCAUCCUAUUAUAAAAACAAAGCACGAGCCUCUCAGUACGAGCACCACGACGCAUAGUCGAAACUAUGAAUCUCAAGAAUCUUUAUCUACGAAGAAGUUGCACGAUUUCGAGUCGCGCAAUACAGCACAGCCCGCUGAGCUGGUAGAGAGUUAUCUCCGCACUUACGGACCACUUGCGCUAUGUCAGUUUCCAGCCUAUUCAUUCAGCCAUAGUUGUCAAGAAAGUGCCUGUGAGCCUGCAGAUGGCUUACAUAAUCGCCGCCAACCCAUUCAAACAGCUACUGCUUCGGUAUCCACUGAAUCGGAACCAACUCUGGCCAGCACCAAGAAAACGGAAUUUCCUGCCAAGUACUUGCCGCCUGAUUAUUUUGUAAUGCAAGCAGUUGGCGUAGCGGCACCUACACCUGACACCAUACCAAAUCCGGACAAGAUAGCACGCCCUAGUAUUGAUUUGCGCAUGCAGAAGGUAUUAGAGACAUUCCAAGAGAACCCGCGCACCCUGACUGUAAGUGAAAAGCCCAUAAUUGACCAAUCGAAGAAGUAUUUUAAGAUAAUGGAUCAAUUGGAGCUACCUGCAUUAGUUGAACCAACAAUGCCUUUGAUUAAUGGAAAACACCUGGACCAAACGUGCUCAUGCGAACUGCCUGCCGAGAAACCGAGCAUUGAUAUCAUGGCACAGCUCUCGAACACGCAUCGCGCCUUUUACAAUCCACCUAUAGGCCAGCCACUCAGUGGUGUGACCCACCAAUCGAACAAUUUUCCAUGUUCCGAGCCACCUCCUCAAUUCCAACUCGUCACUUGCUCCAACAUUAUGGAAUCGGAGCUUCUGCACGCCAAGGGCCGACUUAUUAAUUUAAAACCGACACCCGCCUACCACCUGACCAUCCCUCGAUCGCCCAUCAAGUGUCCUGAGUCAUCGUGUCAACGCAUGAUCUUCGUUUCCGACUUUAAUAAGCAUUUGAUAGUUGAUCACAGCAUGUUGCCCAUGGAGCGCAUAGCGCCACGCCAGUGCAAAAAUUUCUUUCUCGACCCGAAGUUGGCUCAUUGCGGCAAUAGCAAAUGCCACUUACUCUACCUGAUACGCGACAAAAUUACCGAUCUCGGAAGCAGCAAAUUCAAAGAUUUUCUGCCAUUGUUAGUGAUGAGUACGCGUAUUCGGCUCUCGGAUUUGUGUGGUAUUGACGCACACGAGUAUCCGAAUUUCUGGGAGAGUGAAGCUAAUACCGAGUACUUGAUGAUAUGGUUGACCGGCAUUGUGCCAGAAGAGUUCCACGUCGCAGUCAGUUUAACGGUGUGGUCACGGUCGGGUCAUGUGCCCGUUUGUCACAUGGUGCAUUCGGGUGAGAUGUAUUCGGUGCGGCGUUCGCAAGAAGUCAAAGAUGUCUGUCACAGCGGCCAAAUGCUGUUGUUGUCCGCUUCCGAAAUGCAGUUACUUACAAACUGCGGCAAAGAAAUGCUCGAACUGCAAAUUGUCGUUCAUUAG
Rhagoletis zephyria (snowberry fruit fly) is the source of this 2418-nucleotide messenger RNA. RefSeq lists its product as uncharacterized. Lineage: Eukaryota; Metazoa; Arthropoda; Insecta; Diptera; Tephritidae. The record is from RefSeq and is a predicted model, not a curated record.